AUGAAGACAGCCUUCAAGGAUCCUGCUAACGGCGAUGCCGUAGUUUACUGGAUGAGGAUGCAAGAUAUGAGAGUCGAUGACAACAGAGCGCUUUCCCAAGCAUCCAAACAAGCGGUUCACGAAGGCGUUCCUUUGAUAACUCUUUUUAUCAUCAGCCCACAGGAUUAUCAAGCUCACGACCGCAGCCCACGCCGCAUUGAUUUCGUUUUACGCAACCUAUGGAUCAUCAAGGAACGCCUGGCGGAGCUACAUAUCCCGCUCUACAUUGUCACCCACGUCCCUCGGCGAACUCUCUCAGACUUCGUCAUAUUGUUGCUCAUGUCGUGGCGUGCGACGCGUUUAUAUGCCAACAUAGAACACGAAGUCGAUGAACUGAGAAGGGAUGUUCGCAUUUCCGACCUGGCGGCAGACAAGAAGAUUCGAUGCCUCUGGGUACACGACAAGCUAGUUAUCGAACCGGGCAUCCUUGCUACGAAGGGAGGAAAGACAUAUACCGUUUAUUCCCCUUUUCAGCGAUCUUGGAUCGCUCUCCUCAACUCCGACCUGUCUCGCAUCAGCGAAGUGCCAUCUCCUGCCAUGAACUCCCCCGAAAUCCACGACCAUCCGGUGUAUGCGAAACUGUUCUCGGCGACGGUACCAGACUCUGUUCCAGGAUUCUGCCUAUCUAAGGAAGAAUCACAGAAGAUGGACGAGGUUUGGCCUGCCGGCACAGCCCAUGCAAGAAAGAUACUCCAUAGGUUCCUGUACACGAGAACCAGGAGGGCCCAACUCGGCGUGGUAGACCCACUCAGUGCGGGGGAAGAGGUGGACGUGAAACUUUCGCGAGCAUCACUAUAUAAAGACCAGCGAGACAAAGGUGAUCGUGACAGUACGAGCCGACUCAGUCCCUACUUAGCCACCGGCGUGAUCUCCGCUCGAGAGUGUAUAAGAGAAACGAUGAAGUUGCUCGGGAUAAAGAAGGUAGAGGCCAGCCGUGACAAAAGCAUCGGUGUCUGGGUGCAAGAGAUAGCAUGGCGUGACUUUUAUACUCAUGUUCUCGCUGCAUUUCCGCGAGUUUCCAUGGGCAGACCAUUCAACGAGAAAUAUGCUGAUGUCCGAUGGGAGACGAACGAGGAACACUUGCAAGCUUGGAAGGAGGGGAGAACAGGCGUACCUAUCGUGGAUGCAGCAAUGAGGCAAUGUCGUACCAUGGGCUGGAUGCAUAACCGGAUGAGGAUGAUUGCUGCCAUGUACCUGACAAAAGAUCUUAUGAUUGAUUGGAGACUGGGCGAAAAGUAUUUCAUGGAGAACUUUAUCGACGGAGAUCUUGCCAGUAACAACGGAGGAUGGCAAUGGAGCGCGAGUACAGGAACCGACGCCGUUCCGUAUUUUCGUAUCUUCAACCCGUAUUCACAAAGCGAAAAGGCGGACCCAGACGGCCACUAUAUUCGGUACUUCGUACCCGAGCUCCAAACCCUUAAAGGGGCAGGCAUUCAUAAUCCUGCACCUGAGGUCGCUGACCGACUUGGCUACCCAAGGCCCCUCAUCAGGCAUGACGAAGCUAGGGAGAGGGCCUUGAGACGGUACAAGAAUCCCGGUGAAUCAUAGGAAAUCGUUGUCAUUGCCGGUCUUCAUUCUCCUAACC
This is a messenger RNA of Punctularia strigosozonata HHB-11173 SS5, 1624 nucleotides long. RefSeq lists its product as uncharacterized. The record is from RefSeq and is a predicted model, not a curated record. Gene Ontology annotation, biological process: circadian regulation of gene expression; entrainment of circadian clock by photoperiod. NCBI's taxonomy places the organism in Eukaryota, Fungi, Basidiomycota, Agaricomycetes, Corticiales, Punctulariaceae. Gene Ontology annotation, molecular function: DNA binding; FAD binding. Bases 1 to 1587 code for a protein of 528 amino acids. Gene Ontology annotation, cellular component: cytoplasm; nucleus. The transcript is spliced from 10 exons.